UGUUAGUAUCUCCCAGUUCCAUCAGAACCAUGGAAUUUACCAUUGUUGUCGCCCUUUUUGYCUUGUUUGGAUUUUCUUUCUUGCAUGAAUCCAGUUCUACCAUCACCAAGCAGCACUACAUAGUUUACAUGGGAGACCAGCACUCAUACCCGGAUUCAGAUUCUGUGAUCAGUGCUAACCAUGAGAUGCUUGCUUCAUUCGUUGGCAGUAUUGAUGGAGCACAACAGGCAGCAGUUCACCAUUAUACCAAGAGUUUCAGAGGGUUUUCUGCUAUGCUCACGGCGGAACAAGCAGAGAAGCUUUCUGAGAGUGAAUCGGUUGUUUCUGUUUUCGAGAGCCGGACGAUUCAUCUUCACACCACACAUUCUUGGGAGUUCUUGGGAGUUGAUUCUAUUCAUCAAUAUAACCAAUUGCCUAUUGACGUUAAGUCGGAUAUGAUCAUUGGCGUCAUUGACACCGGAAUUUGGCCGGAGUCAGAGAGCUUCAACGACAGAGGCUUAGGGCCUGUGCCCAAGAGAUUUAAGGGAGAGUGUGUGACUGGUGAUAAUUUUACGUUGGCCAACWGUAACAGGAAAGUAAUAGGUGCUCGAUAUUACUGGAAAGGAGCGGAAGCAGAAAAUGGACGACUUGAAUCAUUGGGUUUUAGUUUCUUUCGGUCAGGUCGGGAUGAGAAUGGACAUGGCAGCCACACCGCAUCCACGGUGGGUGGAUCCAUGGUGAGGAAUAUCAGUUUGUACAGAGGAAUAGGGAGAGGUGUUGCAAGGGGAGGUGCACCUAGCGCUAGGCUUUCUGUCUACAAAGUUUGUUGGGGGCCGGUAGGACUCUGUUCCGUCGCUGACGUCCUAUCAGCCUUUGAUGAUUCCAUCGAUGAUGGCGUCGAUAUAAUCUCCAUCUCACUUGGUUCCACUACCUACAGCUACUCUAUUGAUCCCAUCGCUAUUGGAGCUUUUCAUGCAUUCAGGAAGGGAAUUCUGGUUUCAGCAUCAGCUGGAAAUUUUUACUUUCCUAGAACAUUGACAAAUGUGGCACCUUGGAUCCUCACAGUGGCAGCGAGCUCUGUGGAUCGAGAAUUCUCCUCUCAUGUUCAUCUUGGAAAUUCAAAAAUUCUCAAGGGUUACUCCUUAAACCCAUUUAUGAUGGAUGGCUUUUAUGGUGUCAUAAACGCGAGUGAUGCAGCAGCUCCGAGUGUUCCUUCUACCAAUGCUAGUUCUUGUGAGAAGGACAGUCUUGACAACACGUUGAUAAAAGGAAAGAUAGUGGUGUGCGAGAAUAUUAACACAAGAACAGAUUUAUCAGGAGRAAGCAUAAGACGGGGCGGCGGUGUCGGGAUGAUACUCGUCCUUGAUUUUCCCAAUGAAAUACUCGCACAGUUUAAAAUCCCAGGCACUCUAAUUAGUCCUCAACAAUCACAAGUCCUUCAAGCGUAUCUCUCUACCGAUAAGAAGCUAAUUGCGAAAAUCUCUCCUACAGUGACGGUUCUAAAAACAAGGCCUGCACCAGUCGUAGCUUCGUUUUCUUCGAAGGGACCAAAUCAAAUAUCACCUGGCAUAAUUAAACCCGAUAUUGCAGCACCAGGGGUCAAUAUAUUGGCAGCGUGGUCUCCAGUAGCAACUGCUCUAACGGCUGGACGACCUGUUGACUACAAUAUAAUCUCAGGCACCUCCAUGGCCUGCCCACAUGCCUCAGCUAUUGCUGCUAUUAUCAAAUCUGUCCACCCUUCAUGGAGUCCAGCAGUCAUACAAUCCGCAAUCAUGACAACAGCUACAGUACUUGACAAUACUCAAAAACCCAUACUAAGCAACCAAGAGAAAUCUGUGUCGACGCCUUUUGACUAUGGAUCUGGACACAUAAAUCCAAUUGCAGCACUUGAUCCCGGGCUAGUUUAUGAUUUUGAUUCCAAUGAUGCUUACGACUUUAUAUGUAGUAACAAUGCCACACUGGGAGAGAGGUUGGGGUUGAUAGGGAAGGUUGUUCCUUGUAAAAACCCACCAGUCCCAAUCUACAAUCUCAAUUAUCCAUCAAUUGCUGUAACGAACAUGACGGGAAUAAGCCUCUCUGUUAAUCGAACAGUUACUUACUACGGUGAAGGCCCAACUGUUUAUGUUGCAUCUGUAAAGCAGCCAAUGGGCGUGAACGUUAUGGUCCGUCCUUGUAAGCUCAGAUUCAGCAAAGUUGGUGAGAAGAAGUCUUUCAUGGUAGAAUUCAAGCCCUACAAGGAUACUAAUGGCAGCUUUGUGUUUGGGGAGUUGAUAUGGAGCAACUUAAACGGACUCCAUAGGGUUAGGAGUCCCAUUGCACUUCAUGUACUCUUAAUCUAGCUACUUACAUAAUAUUCUAAGCUAUACGUACUACUCA
Nelumbo nucifera (sacred lotus) is the source of this 2355-nucleotide messenger RNA. RefSeq names its product subtilisin-like serine-protease S. The record is from RefSeq and is a predicted model, not a curated record. Gene Ontology annotation, biological process: proteolysis. Gene Ontology annotation, molecular function: serine-type endopeptidase activity. NCBI's taxonomy places the organism in Eukaryota, Viridiplantae, Streptophyta, Magnoliopsida, Proteales, Nelumbonaceae.